ACCCAGGGGGGGAAACGGCCCAGCUCACCUUCGAGUCGUCCGCGGCAGGACAAAGAUGUGAAAAAGUUGCCGGACGGUGUUAUUAAAAUGUGCGCAGCUUCGAGCGCCGCCAUUGGCUGAGAGCAGCGCGACAGGAAGAUGCCAUGGCCCCGGCGUCCGUUAUAAGUGUUGACAGCACCUUGACCGGCCGUGAAGCGGCGGCGCGCGCCCUCAGACGGAGACCAUGAGCGCGUCCGUGGCCGUGUACAGGAGCGUCUACACCGAGGACCGCUUCCGGCAGGCCUACGGCACCGAGCGCGGCGCCGGCCGCGGCUCGCGGCUGCGGGACAGGCUCGCGGGCCGGUGCACGUGCUCCAGGCGAGGCUGCCUUCACCUGUUGAGGGAGAGGGUGCCCGUCGUUAACUGGCUGCUCAGGUACAAGCUCAGGAAGUGGAUUUUAGGAGACACAGUGGCGGGACUGACAGUCGGCAUCCUUCACAUUCCUCAAGGCAUGGCGUUUGCUUUGCUCACAUCUGUGGCACCAAUAUUUGGUCUUUACACGUCCUUCUUCCCUGUGGUCCUUUACAUGGUUUUUGGCACAGGUCGCCACGUGUCCACAGGAACCUUCGCCGUGGUUAGUCUCAUGACCGGCUCUGUGGUGGAGCAGCUGGUUCCCAAACCUCUGGAACUCAACUCCAGCUCGCCGGAAGCCGCCGACUUGGAGGCUCAGAGGAUCGGAGUGGCCUCAGCUGUGGCGCUCCUCUCGGGAAUCAUUAUGCUCUGCAUGUUUGGCCUCCAGCUGGGCUUCCUCUCCACUUACCUGUCGGAGCCAAUAGUGAAGGCGUUCACCAGCGCCGCUGCCUUCCACGUCACCGUGUCACAGCUGCAAAGCAUGCUGGGGCUGCGGCUUCCUCGCCACACCGGGGCUUUCUCUCUCUUCAAGACCUUGGCGUCGGUGAUGGAGAAUCUGCCUCACACGAACCUGGCGGCGCUGCUGAUCUCCGUGCUGUGCUUGGCCGUGCUGGUGCCGGUCAAGGAGGUGAACGUGCGCUACCGGCAGCGCCUGCGCACGCCCAUCCCCGUGGAGAUCCUGACGGUGAUCGUGGCUACGGGAGUGGCCUACGCCUCCUCGCUGGACUCGGCCUACGCCAUUGAGAUAGUGGGCCACAUCCCAGCCGGGUUCCCGAGGCCUCGAAUGCCCGCCUUGCACACCUUCCCCGACAUUGCUGGCGACACCGUAGCCAUCACAUUUGUUGGUUACGCCGUAUCCGUCUCGCUGGCAAUGAUUUACGCCGAUAAGCACGGUUACUCCAUACACCCCAAUCAGGAGCUUCUGGCUCAUGGCAUCUCCAACACGGUGUCGUCCUUCUUCACCUGCUUCCCGAGCUCCGCCACUCUGGCCACCACCAAUAUCCUGGAAAGCGCCGGAGGUCACACACAGCUCUCCGGCCUGUUCACCAGUCUGGUGGUUCUGGUUGUGCUUCUGCUGGUCGGGCCGCUCUUCUACUUCCUACCCAAGGCGGUCCUGGCGUGCAUCAACGUCACCAGCCUCAGGCAGAUGUUCCUACAGUUUCAGGACCUCCCCGAUCUGUGGAGAAUCAGCAAAAUUGACUUUAUGGUCUGGGUCGUGACCUGGCUGUCUGUAGUUGUGCUUAACGUGGACCUCGGCCUUGCCAUCGGGGUGGUGUUCUCUAUGAUGACUGUCAUCUGUCGCACACAAAGGGCGGGUUGCUCAGUACUUGGUCGGGCCAGCAAUACAGAAAUAUACAGACCUCUGGAGAACCACAACAAGUGCCACGAGGUGCCUGGAGUGAAGAUCCUGAGUUAUAACGGGCCUAUUUAUUAUGGCAACCGCAGCUUCUUCAGAGAGGAGAUGAGCAGACUGCUGGGCCUGACGCCAGAGAAGAUCCGCGGCUGGGAGAAAGCCAGGAAGGCCCUGGAGAAGCGGGAGAGAGGGGUCGCCGUCAACACCGUGGAAGGAGGCAUCGCAAACACAUCGUUUUCGUCGGACAAUGACUUCUUCAAAUCAGAGACACCUGAGAGCGAGGUCCAGGCCGUGUUGAUCGACUGCAGCAGUGUGGUAUUUGUGGACGUUGCCGGAGCCAGACUCUUCACAAAGAUGUGUACUGAAUGCCAAAAAAUUGGCGUUCAUGUAUAUUUGGCAAACUGCAGCGAGAAAGUCCUAAAGAUCUUAACAUCAAGUGGACUGAUGAACUACAUGAAUCCUCAGCAUAUUUUUGUCACAGUUCAUGAUGCUGUGACGUACAUCCAGCUGCAGAAGGAAAAACCCCCAGAAACCAGCCCCACUGUCUGGGUGUGAGGUGGCCGGACGGCGCCUCGGACAUUGGACCAAGUUGUUUCAAAGACACAGUAGCCCGUUGUAGCACAUUAUAAUGUUCAAUGACUAUUUAGUUGCAGUGUUAACAGGUUUCUCACAGGUAUUAGCACAAAAGGCUUUAAUCUGACAGUCUCAUCAUAUAUGUAGCUUUUUCACUUUUGACUGUUCAACUGUAUGUGACAGUUACAUUUUUCUGUUAUCAUUACUCUAUAUGCUGGAUAUUAAAAUAGUCCUAUUUAUUUAGUUCUUUGUUCACAAUACCAAAUGCACUGAAUAAUAUGUGAAAAUAAUUAUAAUAAUAAUUAUUAUUAAUAUUUAUGCAAAUAUGUUCUAGCAAAUGUCUCCAGUGAGACUAUAAAAAAUGUCAAACGUAACAUCCAGCGCCUGUUUUGACAAUAAAUAUAUCUCCGUUGUCACUUGAUCUAAACUAAAUCUAUUAUAGGGGUCAUAGGUUUACAAACAAAUGCUGUUUGUGUGGACUUUGAGUCCAUUUUAGGGGCAAACCUGGAAUGUGAAGCAUUCCACUGGAGAGAGAGAAGAAGGGCAGUCUUUGUCUCCGCAAAUUCGUGACUGCACUGGAAUAUAAAAAAUGACAAACGUAGCCGCAUCAUGGUUCAAACAACAUUAUUGGACAGUAACACAACAAACCGUAAAACUGGUCCAAUUAAGGUGUAACAGACGCUGCAGAGACCAGAACGCUUACAGUGGGUGAGGCUUUAUGAGCCUGUAAAACACAUCAUAAGGGAACAUUAUAAAACUUGUCAAACAAGAUAAUUGCUUAUUUUGAUAGGUGUGUAUUACUAGGCUGUAAACACUCAGUGGGUCACUUCCUUUGUCGCCAUGCUGCUACAUGUAUCUGCAGUUCAACAGUCAAAGGUCUCCCUCAUAACCCUGUUACCUUGACCCAAUAAAACUAUAUGCAGCCCGAGUUCAAAACAAGGACAAAAUAAAAAGAAACUAAUUAUUUCCUUGCUUGAAGUUGGAUCGCCAAGUUACUCCUUUUUUUACCAGUGCAUAUUUCAAAGAGGCCUCUAGACACUGUACCCUCUGGGUUUUCCUUUUAAAGCUCAAGGAGUGUUUCACUAAUUGGUAGGAAGUAGUCCACUUCAAUUAGAACAUAGUACACAAGGCUCUGGACAAAUGUUUACCAAGACACAAUUUACCAGGACAAACACAAACAGAAUGAACCAAAGAGCCUCCUCCAAAAGGAUCCGUCAUCUAAUGACAUUAAGUGGAUUUCACUAUAAAACAGCGUUUUAUGAUAAGGUCAAUUCAAAAUUAAUCUCUACACCAUUUACAUUUACUACUUAUCAAAUGCAAAACAAUAAAUAAUGAAUAAAAACAUUUCAAAGUC
Molecule: messenger RNA, 3671 nt
Organism: Betta splendens (Siamese fighting fish)
Lineage: Eukaryota; Metazoa; Chordata; Actinopteri; Anabantiformes; Osphronemidae
Gene: slc26a10
Product: solute carrier family 26 member 10
Exons: 18
Coding region: 224-2299 (691 amino acids)
Biological process (GO): transmembrane transport
Cellular component (GO): membrane
Molecular function (GO): sulfate transmembrane transporter activity; oxalate transmembrane transporter activity; bicarbonate transmembrane transporter activity
Source: RefSeq, a predicted model, not a curated record